AGUGACAACCAACAGAAUGAUGACCAACCAAGUGAUAACAAACUUAGUGACAACCAACCAAGUAAUAAUCAACCAAGUGACAACCAACUAUGUGACGAUCAACUAAGUAAUGACCAACUAAGUGACGACCAACUAAAUGAUGACCAACUAAGUACAGCUGCUACUAUGAUCGCUAGAUCUAGUUGUUCUUAUAUAGAAGAUGUAGACAUUAGUAACGAUAAAGUAGAUACAAAUGAAGUGAAUAUAAAUGAUGAUGAAAAGGAUAUAAAUGAGGUUUUUAAUGAAGGGUCUGAGGAAUCUGAAGUUAAAUUAGAAAAAAUUUCUCUGGAAGACCCGAUCUAUAAACUCUUCCACAGCAGAGAUAUUACAAAAUCAAAUAGUGAAUUUCUUUUAUGCGGUGGGUAUGGUAAAAAGGCUUUACCAAAAAGUGUUUUAAGUG
This is a messenger RNA of Racocetra persica, 439 nucleotides long. The record is from the annotation of a GenBank genome assembly. Lineage: Eukaryota; Fungi; Glomeromycota; Glomeromycetes; Diversisporales; Gigasporaceae.